Podarcis lilfordi (Lilford's wall lizard) is the source of this 10489-nucleotide messenger RNA. The record is from the annotation of a GenBank genome assembly. NCBI's taxonomy places the organism in Eukaryota, Metazoa, Chordata, Lepidosauria, Squamata, Lacertidae.
CCCAGAUCCGCGCAACGCAGCGCCGCCCGCCCCUCUGUUUACAAUAAGUAUAGCCGGCCGAGGCUCAGCCCGAGUCCUUCCGAAAGACUUCGGCUGCCGCCAGCCGCGUCCGAAGCCGGAUACGGAAAUAACCGACGACAUCCGGCAUCCGCCGAAGGGAGCUUCGGCGGCUCGUCCGUAGGCUACGGAGACGCACGAAGGUUGCCUCGAAGCAAAACUCGGGCGAGGAGCCAUCAUGGCGGACCAGGUUGCGGAGCUCCGGGCGGAUGGCAUCCAGAAGCGGUUGGUGCAGGAAGGCCGAGGGCCCCAACCAGAUUACCAAGAUGGUACUAAGGUGAGAAAGGACGGUUUCUCGGGGCUGAGGUAAAUAACGGAACGGGGCCGGAGGAACGCGCAUGCGCAAGCGAGUGGCGAUGACGCACGAGGAGGCUAAAAUACGCGUGCGCAGGGAAGAUAGUGGGGUGCGGGGUUUGUGAGUUGAGCUCGUUACCCACGCUUUAUUACAUCCAGCAUUUUGCUAACUCGAGGCUGAUUUGUUCCUGCCUUCGAGAUGGACGGAUUCUUCCCCCACCCCGCCCAUAAAUGUGCAUUUUGCAAGCUGUGCUUCCAAGUCCACUUCGAAUAUGUGACGGGUUAAUCCCGAGGGGGGGAAGGAAGUAUGGGGGGGUCUUAUUUAUUUAAUAAAAUGUAUACACUGCUUGGGGGACGCGGGUGGCGCUGUGGUCUAAACCACAGAGCCCAGGGCUUGCCGAUCAGAAGGUCGGCGGUUCCCCAAAGCAUCAAUUGAUACAAGAGGCCCUGCCCCAACCUUCAAAACAGGAUCAUAUUUGCAGUGAGAACAGACUUGGUGCUUGUAAACUGAAUAUGUGCAUUAAAAUAGGAUAAAGCCACAUCUGUGCUACCAGUAAACACUUUACAGAUUAAUCUGCAUAAUUGGAUAGUGAAGACACUUGCUUCUCCCAGUCGUGGUAUGCGUGAGAGAAACCUUUAUUCCUUUAAGAAGGGCCAUAGGUGAGUAGCAGAUCAGGUGCUUUGUAUGCAAGUUCUGCACCAGGCAUCUUCAAUUAAAAGGAACAGAUAGGAAGGGAGAGGAAAGGGCCUCCUCUUCCCAUGACCCUGUUGAGCAGCUGCUGGUAGUCAGAGCACGUAACCCUAAACUAGGGGGCAAAUAGUCUGAUCUGCUAUAAAGUAGCUUCCUGGGAUAAAAGUCACCUAGGCCACCUUUAGCUAGUAGCAGAUCUGUGUUUAUAAGAUGCUGAAGCCCCUUCCUCCAUUUACAUUUCCUAAUGCAGUAACCCCCCCUUUAUUCUCUGCCUGAGAAAUUGGGGGACAGAGAUAUUUAAACAAGUUAUUUUUAUUUGCUGUAUAAUUCCCCUACAGCAUCAUGAAUAACAGUUUCUUCUGGCUCAGUAGCUUGUGAGACCUGCUGCUCAAUCCACCCACAUAGCAGUAUGGUAUGGUGAGUGAGCUGGUACAGGCUUGUGUUUAAGUCGUAGCCAUGGUUGGCCAGGACUUGCAUGUAGGUGAGUGAAUGGGCUAGCAGAGGAGGGAAUGGAGUGCUCUGUUCUUCUGCAUCCAGCUUGGUACUGCAACUCUCCAGUCUUUCUUUGCCAGCUCCCAGCUGGCUACUAAACAUUUUUGCAGGCUAGGUAACUUUUCUGGGCUUAUUUAAAACCCUGGGCUAGGACUUUCUAUAUCUAUUUGCCGGUUGAUAUGACCAGUUAUUUAAAUGGAUGUUGAGAAUCAAAUCUGUAUUUAUUUAAUGCUUCCCAUAUAAAGUCCCAAAGUGAUUUAGCAACAUCCAUAUAUAUGUGUGUGUGUGUGUGUGUGUGUGUGUGUACAUGUCAAGGACAGAUGCAGAUGGGGGGUGGAACUCCACUUGAAAAGCUUAUUGUAGAAAAUGAAGGUUAUUUGAUAGGCCCCGAAAAGAUGAAAGAGUUGGUGCCUGCUUGAUGCCAUGAAAGGGAGCUUCAUAGGGUAGGUACCACCAUGUUAAAGGUCCAGUUCCUACAGUGCAUGGAAUGGAUCAGCUAAUAAGCUGAAAUUUCUACAAACUCUGUUCUUAGCUUGAUUGCACAAACUCUUUCACUUGUAUACAGUAAGGGCAAUGUACUGUGCUAUUAGCUUUAUUCAUGAUAUUAUAAGUUGGUGUAAUACCACGUCAGUUCCUUAAUCCAACCAUUCCGCUUCCCCUUCUCUUCAGGUGACCUUCCACUACCGCACACUGCUCUGCAGUCCGGACCAGCGAGUCUUGGAUGACAGCCGUACCCGAGGGAAGCCCAUGGAGCUCAUCAUUGGCAAGAAAUUCAAGCUGCCCGUUUGGGAGACUAUCCUGCACACCAUGAGAGAGGGAGAGAUGGCUGAGUUCUUGUGUGACACAAAGGUAAUCCUUGUGGGAUGAUCAGCCUCAUAGAAUUGUUGAGUUGGAAGGGACCACGAGGGUCAUCUAGUCCAAUCCCCUGCAAUGCAGGAAGUGGGGCUCAAACCCAUGACCUUGGGAUUAAGAGUCUCCUGCUCUACCAACUGAGCUAUCAUAGAACCAACAUUCUUAAGUCUUAAUUAAUGCAUGAACGGGUUAAUACCACAGAAUAAGCUGUCCUGCCAGGCUUAGUUAGAUCACUUCCCCUUAGGUCAUCAAGCCUAUUGUUCUAACCUCCACGUACAUCUACCUGAGAAGCUCAGCAUGGCUCUCACAAACCACUAUUUUGAGUUCCUAGACCAAUCAUUUAGAAACUUUAACCACUUUGUAACUUAGCCAACUUUUAGUGUCUGUGCAACUUUAUGAAGCCAUUUGAAGUCAGUAAACCAUUUUUAAUUUACCCAAUGUGUGGUCUUUUUCUAUGUUAGGGGAGGAGGAAAACUUUGGAAGGAGCUUGGAAGGGUGUAUUAUGAAGGUCUAACAACUUAUAUUUCCACACUUUAUUUUGCUGUAGAUUUUGCUAUUUUAAAUCUGCUAGGGUUCUCUCACUAAACAGUACUUGCCUCAGACUUGGAUCUUGGCAUCCAGGUACUCUUCUUUCUAUAUACCUGUUUUUAAGUUGAACCCAGAAUCCCCACUUCUGCGGCAAGCUAGCUUGGUCUAGUGUGGGAAGUGGCUUAGACAUACCAGGCCAGGAAAGGCCUCUUCCCUAACCCUGGCAUCUGUAGUUUCCCUAACACAUCCUUAUGCUUUCUUGGUGCAGAAUUGGAGUUUCCUUAGCUGCAGCUUUCAGGAUUCUCCUUCCACAACUCACAACUAAGUAUUUGGAUCUGGCACAGGUGAUGGAAUGCCAGAUUUGUUCUUUUUGGAGAGACAAUACACCAUUUUGCACGUGCACAAAAUUUUAUCUCAUAUCUUUGGGGCUGAUGGUAUUCCCUGGGAGAGGUUCUUCUCUCCUAGCAAGAAGGACUAUGCCUGAUCUUUUCUUUCUUUCUCUCCAGCAUGUGGUCUUGUACCCAAUGGUGUCAAAGAGCUUGAGGAACAUUGCGGCUGGGAAAGAUCCACUGGAGGGACAACGGCAUUGCUGUGGCAUUGCUCAGAUGCAUGAGCAUCACUCCCUGGGUUACCCAGACCUCGAUGAGCUGCAGCAGAACCCCCAGCCCCUCAUCUUUGCCAUUGAGAUGCUCAAGGUGAGGGGAAGGAAAGGUGAGGUCCUCUGGAACAGUCAGAAUCAGGAGAGUGAUGACUCUCUUGUGUAUUUGAGAGUUUCUCCUGUAUGUGGGUGUAUGGAUGUGCAAGAAGGGAGGAGAAAGCUGAUUCCCAACAGAUCUGUCUUGGUCUCCGCUUUUAUUUUCUUGGCUAAGUACAUGAGAUGAUUUUGCUAGCUUUUUAAAGGUACCACACAGGGAUGAAGCAGCAGCUGCCUACUGAGAGCCCUCCUAUUAUCUCACCCCCCCCCCCCCCCCCCGUUUCAUAAAUCUCAUCAAAGACUGUUUUUUUUCUUACCUGUACCCUGGGAUGCAGAAGGCACACAGUCAGACGGGCUCUUACAGUGCUCACAUUGCCCCCGCUAUCUAACCCAGCCUGCUGCCUUUGUGCCUUGCUUAGGUGGAAGUUCCUGGCACAUACCGGCAAGAUCCUUGGGCCAUGUCCGAUGACGAGAAAGUGAAGGCCGUGCCCCUGAUCCACCAGGAAGGCAAUGAGCUCUACAAGGAAGGCAAAGUGCAGGAGGCAGCUGCCAAGUACUACGAUGCCAUCGCUUGCCUCAAGAACCUGCAGAUGAAGGUGAGUGAAGGCGCGUCUUCCUCACACCCUAGUGCAGCUUCACUUUUGUCUACACAUUUGUGUUAAGAGGGUGGGUGGGUCAGCUCCGGAUGUAGCAGGGAUCCCACUUCCCUUGCAUCAUGCUGCAGUCAGAUGUGAGUUGUGGAUUGAUAAGCAGGGUUGGCACCGCAUAAAGGGCAGCCCUUCUUCCUGCGCAGUUCCUCCCCUGUCUUUCAUUCCAUAAGGUCUGCUCUGAUGGCAGGGCUUCCAGGAGGCCACUCCUUUUCCGUCAACAGGGCCCUUGGUUGUGCUGCCCAGCCAUCAUGGCACUUCUGUUCUCAUAUGUAGGGGAACCUUUGAAAUCCUCCAGCUGUGCCUCACGCUCCUUUCCUUGUCCUGUACCCCAGGAGCAGCCCGGAUCCCCAGACUGGAUCCAGCUGGACCAACAAAUCACCCCUUUGCUGCUGAAUUACUGCCAGUGUAAGCUGUUGAACGAGGAGUAUUACGAGGUGCUGGAUCACUGCUCCUCUAUUCUCAACAAGUAUGAAGGUAAGGCAUUUUGCUGGCCACACCAUGCCCUAGUGGGGAAUGGGAAGCAGCUCUGAAAAUAGGGAGUUGUGGGAUUUGAUUAAUCUAACUUUGUGUUGCGAGGGACUGCAUGUGGGGGCAGAGGCAACCUCCUGUGGUUUUAGAGAGCCAGCGUGGUAUAGUGGUUAACGUGUUGGACUAGGACCUGGGAGACCAGGGUGCACAUCUCUCAGACAUGAAGCUCACUGGGUGACCUUGUGCUAUGCUAGUCUCCUAGCCUAUCCAACCUCACAGGGUCGUGAAGAUAAAAUGAGAAGGGGAGAACCCUGGUGCACCACCUGGGCGAUAGGUGUGAUAUGUGUCAUUUUAAAUAAAUAAGAGAGUCCUUGCAUGUAACUGGGGUUGAGGGGGGAGCUUUGUAUUGUGCCCUGGUUGAAAGUGGAAUAGACCACUGGGUGGGCCUGGUCAGAGUGUACGGAGCCUGCCUGCAUUACUCAGGUGCUGGCUCUCCCCGCAGAUAACGUCAAAGCCUACUUCAAGCGAGCCAAGGCCCAUGCUGCUGUUUGGAAUGCAACCGAAGCACAGGCUGACUUUGCCAAGGUCUUGCAGCUGGAUCCGUCGUUGGGCCCUGUGGUUGCCCGGGAGCUGCGUAGCCUGGAGACCCGCUUACGUCAGAAAGAAGACGAGGACAAGAUCCGUUUCAAAGGCAUAUUCUCUCAGUAGCCACGAUGCCGCCUGCUGCUGUCCCACUCGGGACAGCUGAGGCUUUGCUGUCGGCGCUCUAGGGCCAGGCAGCGCCAAUGGACCAUGAGACUCCUUGGCUCAGGGCUAGUGCGGCCCUCCCCUUUGCACAGAUAUUGGGGAAGCCGCCCUUUCUUGUCAGCAAAGUAUGUUGCCUCUGUGCAAAUAGCAGUAUUUGCCAAAGGGAAGAGGGAGAGGGAAGGGAAGGCUUUCUGAUUUCCCAGGCCAAAGAGGAAUGUGUCUGCCAGAUUAGGUGUGAGCCUCUUAUGUUAUCCCUCCAAGUGACCCUUUACCCUGUUCCAUUGCACACAGUGCCUUUUCCUGUGUUGCUCAUGAAGAGAGAAACUUAGCUUGUGUGAGAGCUGCCAGGAGAUACUGUGAGGUAUGCUUUGUGUUGUGGGCCAAGGCUGAAUGGGCCAUUUAUGAUGAGAGUUGCAUGAAGGUGAUCAGUUCUCCCUUUUAGUGCCAUUCCUCCUUGCCAUGCCCUCUGUGUGCAGUAGUGCAUGUGUUUGCGCUUGUACUCAGUCCAUCCUGGCUAGUGUGCAGGUUGUAAGGCGAGGUUGCCCUUUUCUGGCUCCUGGCUGUGUGGGAUGAUGCCCCAGGAUCCAAAUACAUCUCCCUUUGUGAGGGAACCUUACGUGGUGUAUUGCUGAGUAAGAAGGAACCAAACCAUUGGAUGCUCCGUCCAGCAGGUCUUUUUAAAGGAAAAAGAGAGACUGCACCUACUGCAUUGUGGUUGUUGUGUUGGAAACCUUUGGCUUCUUUAGUUAAAGUGUGUUGUGGUGUGAUAGGUCAACCAUAGACAUGCGGUGCCCUGUGCUGCUUUGCAAUCUAGGAGGCUCUGCCGAAUGCCAGCUUCCCUGUUACUUGAUGUAAUGGCUGCUGUCAACAUUCCUUGUUGUUCCUGGUGCUUUGUAGCUGGUUGGAGGAAGAGGCAGUUUCAAAAUAUUUUCUGCUAAAAUGAAGAACUCUUCAUUUCUUUGGGCCUUUAGUACAUGACUGAGAGAGAGGAGUCUUGUGCAUAUUGUUUCUUGAUGCCUCCAGUAGCAAAUAUUCCAAACUGAUGCAGUACAGCAACAGGCCUCAGUCCUUCCUUCUCUGAGAGGUAGGGCUUGGGAGCAAAUAGCAAAAGGUGAGGCCAGCCAACCAGCCCUGCUAGAAUGUAUAUAUUUGAGCAAUAUACUGUGCAGCAUAUUCUGAAACUCCGAGGGUGACUGUUGCCACCUUCUGAAAUGUUUAAGCCACAUCAAGUGGCACAGGUAAUUGUUGGCACCAGUGAUUUACCUAAGGCCAAGGGCACACCAGGAGGGCAGCGCCUCAUAAACUUUCCCUGUGAGUAUAGCAGCAGCCAACAGUAAGGGGAUCAUGUCAAAGGCUCAGAGAGUUUUUCCCUUCCUUCUGUGUAGGAAAAGAUGAUGGGUGGACAUGCCGUCAUAAGCAGCUUUUCCCCUUUAAUUAUUUCAGAAACUGAAUCAAAGACAGUCAGAUUCACUGAAAGACUUAGGGUGCAAAGAACACUUGUUCAGGGUGUUUUUCCGUGAGGAAGGAUCUUUGCCCCAACCCACCAAGGUUAUUUGCUUGUUAGAAUGGGUUUUGUGCUUGGAUUGCCAAUCUUGGGUACAGAAUCAGUGGAGUUCAUACCUGAGCAAUAUCAGGACAAUGGGCUCUUAUAAUGCCUUGAAUCCCUGUUGUAUGGUGAGUGUGAUUGCAGUCUUUGCCUGGACUGUGAAACUGGCCCUAAAAGUGGGAGAUACCAUUUACCUACCCAGUUCAAAUUGGAUUACUUGUGUUCCUACCAAAUACAUCUACAGAGCCAAUAAUAAUGUAUUUUAAUUUUUUUUACAUCUUCCCAGUUACCUUUCCUUGCAAAUCAGUUUAUUUUGUUUUGUUGGUCUGUGCUGUCUCUCUUCAGUAUACAUCUGUACACAGUGCAGACCCCCCUCCAGACUGUUUUCAGCACCAGUGUGCAUAGCACGGUCUGUAUAGCUGGAUUAAAAACUGUAGCUGUCAAGGUGUCCCAUGGGGAAAAGGCACCUUGCUUUUUCAAAGUACUGUGUGCCUGUACUCUCCAACUUCUACUCCAGAGGGCAGCCCAUUGUUGUCCUGAUAUUAUAUGCACUUGCAGAGAAAAUGGGAGAUCAUCCAAACACCAUACCAAAUCAAAAUUGAAAUGUCAUGAACCAAGCAGAAAGGAACACUUUGUUCAUCCUUCUGCGGCUUUAAAAUUUGCUACCCAGUGUAUAUUUAGCCUAGCACAUGCCCCUAGGGAUAAAGUGGGUGAACAGAGAAUGUGGGAUCGAACGCCACAGUUGGCACAAUCUAUUAUUUCUGUGCGGCUCCCAUUCAGUUCAGCGGCUCUUGCACUGAGGAACUUGGCAGUAGAUUGUGCUCAGUAAUGGUCGUCUAAAUAACCACCAGUAGAAUUCAGAGUUGUACAAUAAAGUUUCCUCUCUACCACAAAGUACUGCAAGAAAAUGUUUUUGCUUAUGUUUUUUAAUGGUUAGAUUAUUGUACGUUGCCUGUCUUUGAGCUACAAAGGUUGUAUUGCUUUUUUCUGGACCAUAUCUAUAUUUGGAGCAGGUAGGGCUUUGUUGGUCAGCUUUGAGUCUCAUGCUACACCUAUCAAAGUCUCUGUACUGCUAGUGCAAAUCAGUUGCAGAAGGCAAGCCUGGCUAACACAAAAUCUUUGGGAAAUAAUUUUUAAAAAUCAUUGUGUUUCUAUAUUGCAGGUUCAAGUGUAUGGUAUUUGUUUAUAUAAAAAUUAAACAUAUUCAAAAGCAAUUUGGUGAUAGUUCUGGCAUCUUUGGGUCCUGGUGGAAACUGGAAAAGAAGCCAGAGGAUUAAAAACUGGUGUGCUUAGUCUAGAUCCCCGUUUACCUCUGAAUUGCCGUCAAUAAGGAAAAUUGCAACUUUUUCUUCCAAUAAUGAAAACAAGUAAUUUGCUAUAAAGGAAAGUUGAAACAUCUGUAUACCUACUCUCCUGUUCGAUGGCUUGAACAAGGAGUUGGCUCAGGAAAUCAACACAGGCACAGCCUUGUAAGUAAAAUUAUUGUACCCUGUUCAGUUGACUUUCUGUAGCCUAAUCCCUCCCCUCAGUGAUGGGAUAGAAAUUUUAUAAAGCAGCCCAGGAAGGAAUAGAGCACCUCUGAAAUGUGAAAAGCUUUAGCCCAUGGGCUGGAUACCCGUAAGCAGGUUUUCCUGCUCAAUUAUUAUUCUUUUUUGGUCAUCUGUUACUAAUAAUUGACAGAACUCACUGUUGUGAAAGUUUACAUCUGCUUGCACAACAGGACUUCCACCUUGUUUUCCUCACCUCUGCAGCCCCUAUGGUUCCUAAAAUUGUGGGAAGACUGCAGGGGGAAGGAGAGGAAGGUGGAGUUCCGCUAUGCAAGUUCAUUCCACCCGUGCAUGGACUGUUACAAACAAUCCAAGGAAUUUGAAAAAAAUAAAAAAUGGGAAAGAAUUCUACAAAAAAUGUCUUGUGAGCCUGUGAGUGAGGUACUGAAACAAAGAAAAACAAUUUCAAUCCAAUAAUUUAUUAAACUUCCAUCUUGUAAAGCCAGUUACAAAUUAAACAAACAAAAAGAGCAGAAGGAAAUCUGCAAUAGAAUUAAUGGAAGUUAUACUUCUAAUUGGGUUUAAGCUGCCUGCAGCAACCCAUGAGCCAGGACAGAGCAGUAAUUCAGGGCUAAGGACUGGGGAGCAGGAAGGUGUACUAAGAAGGUUCUAGUAUGUAUCAGACCAAACAGGGAAUAUUAAGUUCACUAGUCGUCUUUGUUCCACUCUGCAACCUGGUGAGGGCCAAAACAAAGAGGUAAGAACUCUUAAUGUGACUCAGUCUGGUGUCUUAAGGCAAUGUUUCUCUUUCAAAACUACAGAAUGGUGAGACAGUCUGUCCAGCCUUGCUGAUGUAACUACAUAACAUGCACAGGAUAUUUGGGUGGGCACCUUACAGGAGAAAAGAGGUGGCUGCUAAACUCUGAACUGUGGCUUUUGUGUUUUCGCUUCAAUAAAAAAGAAAGCAAUUAUAAUUACAUCACUGGAUGGCUUCUUCAGACAGGUGUGACUUACUUUAUUUGCAUUCCCAGGGACAAAGGGAUGGGAGUGUGGAAACGAGAUCCCUGAUUGGACAAUCCUUUGUAGAGGAAAAGUUCCAGAUUCUUUGGGUUUUACUGAGUGGGCUGGACAAGAGAUUUGAAAUUCAACCUUGGUAGGUCAGAGCAGAUUGGCAGCUUGAUUUGCCUAGCUGAAAAAGAAAGUGGAAAACCCCAAAAUAGCCUGGAAUAGGGAAAAAUGCUGCCUUUGUGCUUAGACAGGAAGGCAUAGUUGAAUAUAAUUCCCCUCAAAUUACACAAACGUAGAAAUGGAUAGUAGACAAAGAAUCUUGGCUGUAUUUUUCUUUUUAAAAAAUUAAGUCCCUAGCCCCAUAGGCUAUGAAAAGAUGCUUACAAAUAUCUGGGUAAUGGCCAAAGAUGUCUCAGAAGGCAGGAGGUGGGCAGAGUAAGAUUUGAACCCUUUGGGGACUGGACUUCAAUACUUUAUCCACCUCUUUACCCCUUUCCUACUGCUAGCAGAAGCAGGAUAAAGAGACAUAUUUUGCAUUAACUGCCUUUCAUCUGUCAUCUGCCAACCCACUGCAAGCUAGUAUCAUUGGAGGGCUUAUGUACAUGGCUUUUCUAAGCAACCACAGUGGACCAAUGUGGCACUUAGCCUAGUGGAAACUUGUUGGUCUCCAGGUGGAUGAACCCCUCCAUAAGCUCCAGCUAGAACAGCCCAUGGACAGGGAUGAAGGAAAGUGUAGCCCAGGAAUAUCUGGAGGGCCACAGAUUCCCCAUCCCUCCCCUAGGGCUUCAGCAGCUUACAGGAUAAACCCAUUCUUCCCAGGUUGACAUGCUGGAGGCCUUCAGGAGAGAAUGGAGCAAGUCCUCCGACAGGUGGGGAUUCAGAGAUGUACAGCCAACUCAUCUGACUCCUCCCCGUGCCCCGAUCCUUCCCUACCUCAUCAAGCACAGAUGAUUCCUUCAGCCUUCUGUGUUCUCA